Messenger RNA from Anthonomus grandis grandis, 1150 nucleotides. RefSeq lists its product as uncharacterized. Bases 36 to 818 code for a protein of 260 amino acids. The record is from RefSeq and is a predicted model, not a curated record. The transcript has 3 exons. Lineage: Eukaryota; Metazoa; Arthropoda; Insecta; Coleoptera; Curculionidae.
AAAGUGUGCCAGAUCAACGAGAAAUAAAAAAUUCCAUGAUUCGAGAACGACAACAGCCGAGCUCCGAGAGACGAGAAUCAUUCAGGAGGAUUUCUCGAGAACCAUCUGCUGAUGAUCAGAGAAGCAUUUCUCGAGAAACAAGACAUCCUAUGAUUCGAGAACGACUACAGCCAAUGUCGGAGAGACGAGGAUCAUUUAGAAGAACCUCUUUCGAGAGAAGGGAGUCGGAAAUUUCUCGAGAAGUUCGAGAGGGUGUGCCGAUUUUAACCUGGCAACGUGAAACAAGAAAUUCCAUAAUUCGAGAAUCUCGAUUACAGCCCAUUGCGCAGAUGCGACGAGCCAAUGAUGGUUUACGAAUAUCUCGAGAAGUUCGAGAACGAGUACAGCCGAUUACCGAAAGACGAUUGGCUCGUGAAGUGCGAGAGAGAGAUACAGCACGGGCCGACCGAGACCUUAGAGAGAGACAAGGACAAUAUGGAUCACGUACGGCUGCUCGGUUGGACAUUAAUAAUAAUUUAGAAGAAAAUUCUCGAAAAACGAACGAAAGGCGGUUCGAUCCGUUUGGAAAUGAGCAGAACUUUCAACGAAGAGUUGUAGAAACUGAGGAUGGUGAGAAGAGAAACGUCGAGGAUUCUGAAAGGGCCACUCCGUUAAAUGCAACUUUCAUGCCUCAAGAUAAAAUUAAUGCUCUGGUGAAUGCCGUGCAAGCAGUUUUAAUGACAUUCUUACUCGGAGGUAUAUUGGAAAACACCAAAACUGGCAAAUUGGGGUGGUCAAACUUGAAAUCCCUUCUGCACAUCAAAGAGAAAAUAUUUUAAACGUAACUAUUGCAAUGACGACUUUGGCAACGCUUCAUGGUACCUCUUCGAAUAGUUUUUAUUAGGAAAUUUAAGGGUUAAUUAAAUACCAAAUGUAUCAGCUAUAUUAUCCAACGUUAGUAGUUAAGAUCUAAUAUAUUCUAUAACCGUUUUAUCAAAACCUUCACAUUGUUUUUUAGUAAGUAACACGGACACUUUGCGUUCAGCAAUAAUUUAAAAAAAGUAAAAUAUUGCUGGAUGAUUAAAAUUUAUUUAUCGUUGUUAUUUAGAUAUAAAUUAUAUUUAAUAGACACACCUUAUAGUUAAAUAAAACAUAUUUAGUGGCACUAUAA